CCUCUGACAUCAACAAUACUCCUACUUCUUACAUCUUCACAUUAAUAUCCAAUUUGCACAGAACAACUUUCUGCCUAAUUCCUCAGAAUCCACAAAUUUGGUGUCGUGUACUUUUUAAACAUGGUUAAAACUUCCCAAAAGCAGAAACCCCAAAACAUUUUACAGAAAGAACAGCAAGAUUUGAAGGGAGUGCGCAAGAGAAAAUGGGGGAAAUGGGUUUCGGAAGUGAGAAUGCCCAAAUCCCGAGCCAAAAUUUGGUUAGGGUCUUACGAUACAGCUGAACAGGCUGCUCGCGCUUACGACUGUGCAGUUUACUGCCUCAGAGGAUCGAAUGCCAAAUUUAAUUUCCCUCAAUCUCUGCCUGAAAUUCCGUCGGCUUCCUCGCUUUCUCCGGCACAGAUUCAAGCUGUUGCCGCCAAGUUCGCCAAAGAAGAAUUCCGGCAGCCCCCAGAAUUCCGGCAGCCGCCGGAUGAGUACUCUGUAGUUUCGACUCCCGAAUCGGAAUGUUCUACGGGCAGUGUCCAGAAUUUGGAGCAGGAGGAAUGGAUGCUGCUGUUUGAUUCGCUUCUUGAGGAUAUGGACAGAUACCCUAGCCUAAAUUUUGAAGAUUUACCUAUAAUUGAGGAUAUUGAUUUUCUUCCGCUUGAGGAAGAAUCCCCUGGAGUUUUUCUUUGCGGCAUAUGGAAGACAUACUGAAAUUCGAAGAUUGUUGUCGCAAGAUAUCUGUUGAAGAGCGCCAAGUUUUUACGGCGCUCUGCAACACCAAAAUUCUUUAUUUUUUUAAUACAUUACAAUCAUUUUAUUCUUCAAAAAUAUCAAAGCUGCUUUAAAACGUUUUACGACUGUUGUAAAGUUUAGUGGGAAUAUUCAAAUAAGGUUGUUAAAGAUUGGACAUUGAGCAUA
Molecule: messenger RNA, 903 nt
Organism: Cryptomeria japonica (Japanese cedar)
Lineage: Eukaryota; Viridiplantae; Streptophyta; Pinopsida; Cupressales; Cupressaceae
Product: ethylene-responsive transcription factor ERF016
Exons: 1
Coding region: 121-696 (191 amino acids)
Biological process (GO): regulation of DNA-templated transcription
Molecular function (GO): DNA-binding transcription factor activity; DNA binding
Source: RefSeq, a predicted model, not a curated record